CAGAAUAAAAAGAAUAAAUUUUUUUUAAGGAAGAUUUUUGAAGUUUCAGAAACAGUAAAGCUUGGUGUCAAAAGGAUCAUCAGACCCUCGCCAAUGAAAACCCUCCGGAACUAGUUUCACUCAAAUUGACUUAGUUUUAAUUUUCAAAUUUUAGCUCAGCGAAAUUUUUAAUUCUAUAUAAAAAUGAUCAAAUUCGCGUUAAUAUUUUACUGUUUUGUGAUUGGAUUCGAGCAGGGAGCUUCCAAAAAACAAAGAAUAAUGAACGGCACUGAAGCAACACGAGGGCAGUUCCCUUUCAUGAUCUCAAUUCAGUUGCCUUACGAAAGGAGGAAUAUAUGUGGCGGAGCUCUCAUCUCGGCAGGAUGGGUUAUGACAGCAGCUCACUGUACUCGCCACCUGUAUAUGCACAUAGUUCUGAUAGCUGGUCUCCUGGACAGUAUCGAUUUUGACGAAGGCUACCAGGUGCGAAGAGUCAAAUCGGCCCACUUCCCCGGAGAAUACCCAGCUCCAGGAAAUGAACACGACAUUUCCCUAGUUCAACCGACUGAAUUGUUCAGUGAAACUCAAUUCAUAAAAUUUUUGCCAUAUCAGCGAUGUAACAUUUCAUUAGGAGACCAUGUCACCAUUAUGGGGUGGGGGAUCUUCAACCAGUACGGCGAAGCACCAAAAAUUCUUCAGUGGGCAUCUGCUGAAGUGAAUGAAGUUGAAAUUUGCGGGGGAGACGAAAACGAAGUGUUGACAUCAGUAUUUACGUGCAUACGUGGAAAUAAAAAAUUGUCGAUGGCAAGACAGGGCGAUUCAGGGAGUCCGGGAAUUUAUAAUGGGAAAAUAUUUGGUGUAGUUUCGAUGGGAAUUCCCACGGAUAGCUAUGGAACUUACUACACCAAAACUUCAACAUAUCAUGAUUGGAUUCUGAGGACGAUCGGCAAGGGGAGUGUGCGGACAUUAAGAAAGGCUUCCAGAGGAUGCUCGCUAUUUGACUAUAGCAUUUGGUUUUACGUUUGCCUUGCUGCUCUGUUGAGAGUCCUUUAUUAGAAGACAACAUUUAUUUAUAAUUUUAAUUGUUAUUACUAUUUGAUAAUUAUUCAAUAUAUUGAUACCUUUUCUAAAUAAAAAUCCUAAAAUGUUUAC
Molecule: messenger RNA, 1131 nt
Organism: Hermetia illucens (black soldier fly)
Lineage: Eukaryota; Metazoa; Arthropoda; Insecta; Diptera; Stratiomyidae
Product: chymotrypsin-1-like
Exons: 1
Coding region: 184-1035 (283 amino acids)
Biological process (GO): proteolysis
Molecular function (GO): serine-type endopeptidase activity
Source: RefSeq, a predicted model, not a curated record